UAAAACGCUCAUGCUCCCUUGUCGGUGCCACUUUCACUGCUCUACUGAGAGUCGUCUGAGACGCUUCAAAUGGCUGUUUCUGCCUCUGCCUCUGCCUCUCUCGUCUUCCUCCUUUUGAUGGUCAGAAUUUUAGGGUUUACAGUGGCCCUUCUGGUACUUUUGUGGGCCACUUCCUUCACCUCCAGCUUCCUCCCUUCCUCUUCACUCUCUUCCCAACACCUUCUCUACUCUCUUCUUCAUCCUCUGCUCAUGGUGAUUGGCUUCAUUCUCAUCAGCGGAGAAGCAAUAUUGGUUCACAGAUGGCUUCCAGGGUCGAGAGGGAUGAAGAAAAGUGUGCAUCUGUGGCUUCAGGGGCUGGCCAUGACUUGUGCGGUGUUUGGGAUUUGGAGUAGAUUUCAGGGAGAAGAUGGGAUUGUGGCUAAUUUCUAUAGCCUUCAUUCUUGGAUGGGUUUGCUUUGCAUCUCCCUCUUUGCUGCCCAGUGGUUGACAGGAUUCUGGAACUUUUGGCACAGAGGAGAGGGGAGGAAGGUGAGGAACAGAAUACUACCUUGGCAUGUGUUCCUGGGACUCUACACAUAUGGUCUGGCUGUUGCAACUGCAGAAACUGGACCUGAGAAGCUCAUUUUCUUACAAUCAUCCAAACAUUCUGCAGAAUCUGUGCUGGUCAAUUGUUUAGGUUUAGGUCUUGCACUUUUGGGUGUGCUUGUUGUUUUUGCUGCUCUUUCACAUCAUAAUAACAACCAACACCAACAUCAUCAAUCUCUCCAAACCAAAUUUUCCUUCUCUGAUCCCUCCACCACCAAGAAGGCUUUGCUUUUGCUUGUCCUUUUCUAGUUCCUUAUACAUUUGGACAUGAUGAAAGUAAGAAUACUCCACAAUGUUCUAACUUCUGUGUGUUGGGUUUUACCCAAUAUCAUGUGUUUGAGAAAUUUGUUGAUGGACUUGUACUACUGGAUUAAUUAGUAGUUACAAGUCAUGUAAAUCUUACUACUUUUUUUGCUUAAUAUUAAUAUAAAAACUGGUUGGAGAUUCACUUUAAUCUUAAA
Molecule: messenger RNA, 1046 nt
Organism: Neltuma alba
Lineage: Eukaryota; Viridiplantae; Streptophyta; Magnoliopsida; Fabales; Fabaceae
Product: probable transmembrane ascorbate ferrireductase 4
Molecular function (GO): oxidoreductase activity
Source: RefSeq, a predicted model, not a curated record